Malus domestica (apple) is the source of this 866-nucleotide messenger RNA. RefSeq lists its product as uncharacterized. Gene Ontology annotation, cellular component: endoplasmic reticulum. The record is from RefSeq and is a predicted model, not a curated record. Lineage: Eukaryota; Viridiplantae; Streptophyta; Magnoliopsida; Rosales; Rosaceae.
CCCCAUGUUGAGUUUUCACGUUCCAAGAUCCUCUUUUUGCUACCAUUCUCAUUUCUCCCUGGCUAGCUAUUUUCCAUUCCUCGCAAACAUAGCUAGGCCAAACCUCUAAAACUAAGAAACAAAAAGUAAAAAAUGGGUGUUCUUGUCAAGCUUAUUGAUGCGUUACUCUUUCUCUUGCUCCUGGCGAUCGCUUUCACAACGCCAUUGAUUGAAGCGCAAGCAUGCCUCCCUCGCAAUCUCUACCCGGACAUUCUCGUGGACCUCAGGAAUUGGUACACUCGUGAGUCCGGCGACUAUCUCAUGACCGAAAUGCCUGAUUUCUACGUCGGGAUCAUGUGGGUUGAGCUUGUUUUCCAGUGGCCUCUCGUGAUAGUUAACCUUUACGGUAUCUUGGCUGGAAAGCCUUGGUUCAACAUUACGUGCUUCAGCUAUGGAAUAUUUCUUUUCACUUCCAUGGUGCCAAUAUUUGCAGAAUUGACGUGGUCAGGAAGGGCACAUGAUAAGCUACUGACGGUGUACUAUUGUUUCUUGAGUUUGGGAGUUUUAGCCAUACUUCGUGGGCUGCUACCCAACUCAUCAACCAAGCAUGCUGUAACCAUUGGCAAGAGACCCGCUUCAGGCAGGAAGAAGAGAGUUUAAUCAAGGAAAAAAAACCCGACUCUCGCUCGAACUUCAACCCGAAUUUUGUAAUCGUGAAUCAAUCUCAUUGCGAGAGUAGUCUGUAUUAAUUCAUCACUGUGAUUGCCGUUUGAGUCGUGCCUAGUUAAGACUUUAUAUUGUACGGAGGAAAUUAAUAUAUCUUAAAAACAAAUUGUAAUGUUUUUCGUAGAAUGAUAUUUUUCCCAAGUAUUCUUUUUACGACUCUA